AUGCUCUUCAAACAAGCCAUCCUUGUCGCUACUACUCUCACCACCCUUGCGGUCGCCACUCCGGUUGUUGACGUGAGGCGUCGGACGGACCCAGCCAGCUCGUGCAGCACCGGCACUCUCAACUGCUGCAACAGCAGCGGCACCGUUGAGGAUAAAACCAUCGCUGGCCUGCUUGGCAUCCUCAAUAUCGUAGUCAGCGACAUCACUGCUUUGGUUGGCAUCACCUGUACCCCCAUCACCGUCGUCGGUGCUGGUGGAACUAGUUGCACCUCCCAGACCCUCUGCUGUGAUAACAACAACUUCAGUGGAUUGAUUGCUUUGGGAUGUAUCCCUAUCAAUAUCAAUCUCUGA
Pleurotus ostreatus (oyster mushroom) is the source of this 351-nucleotide messenger RNA. RefSeq lists its product as uncharacterized. The transcript is spliced from 3 exons. Gene Ontology annotation, molecular function: structural constituent of cell wall. NCBI's taxonomy places the organism in Eukaryota, Fungi, Basidiomycota, Agaricomycetes, Agaricales, Pleurotaceae. The coding region runs from base 1 to 351 and encodes 116 amino acids. The record is from RefSeq and is a predicted model, not a curated record. Gene Ontology annotation, cellular component: fungal-type cell wall.